This is a messenger RNA of Cucurbita pepo subsp. pepo (vegetable marrow), 1208 nucleotides long. RefSeq names its product peroxidase 55. Gene Ontology annotation, biological process: hydrogen peroxide catabolic process; response to oxidative stress. NCBI's taxonomy places the organism in Eukaryota, Viridiplantae, Streptophyta, Magnoliopsida, Cucurbitales, Cucurbitaceae. Gene Ontology annotation, molecular function: heme binding; peroxidase activity. The record is from RefSeq and is a predicted model, not a curated record.
ACACCCCAUCCUCCUCUUCCACACCUUAUAUAUGCUGAAGGGAUGCCGGAUCUUAGUAGAAGUUACACAAACCAAUUAGGCGGCCAUGGCCAUGGGAGCUUUGUGGAGGGCUUUGGUUCUGGCUGUGCUUCUUGUGGCGGCUACUGUCGAGAGAACAGACGCACAAUUAGUAGAGAAUUUCUACGCCUCCACUUGUCCCAACGUGGAGCAAAUCGUUACACAAGCUGUUCAAAACAAGUUUGAUCAAACCUUCGUCACCGUCCCUGCAACUUUGCGACUCUUCUUCCAUGAUUGCUUCGUUGAGGGUUGUGAUGCUUCGGUGUUGAUAGCAUCUCCCAAUGGGGAUGCAGAGAAAGAUGCUAAAGACAAUAUUUCAUUAGCAGGGGAUGGAUUUGACACGGUUAUUAAAGCUAAACAAGCGGUUGAAAGUGCUUGUCCUGGUGUUGUCUCUUGUGCUGACGUUUUGGCUCUUGCAACUAGAGAUGUCGUUAAUUUGGCAGGGGGCCCACUGUACAGCGUGGAACUAGGACGUCGAGAUGGGCUAAUUUCCCGAGCAUCCCGAGUGGCCGGAAACUUACCGGAGCCAUUCUUCGAUCUGGACCAACUGGUCAACAUGUUCGCCGCUCACAACCUGACCCUCAUCGACAUGAUCGCCCUCUCCGGAGCCCACACCUUGGGCUUCUCCCACUGCGACCGUUUCUCCAACCGUCUCUACUCCUUUUCCCCUUCGUCUCCGGUGGACCCGUCGUUGGACCCCGGCUACGCGCAGCAGCUAAUGGAUGCGUGUCCGCGGAACGUGGAUCCCAGCAUAGCCAUAGACAUGGAUCCUAUAACCCCUCGGACCUUCGACAACGUUUACUACCAGAACCUUAUCGCCGGCAAGGGCCUCUUCACUGCCGACCAGAUUCUGUUCACGGAGUCCGAAUCCCAGCCGACAGUCCGCAGCUUCGCCACCAAUGGGGCGGAGUUUAAUGCUGCGUUUAUCAACGCCAUGACCAAGAUGGGUCGGAUUGGAGUUAAGACUGGUAAUGAUGGUGAAAUUCGAAUCGAUUGCAGUGCCUUUAAUUCCUAAUUUUUGUUGCUCAUCAUGUGAUGAACUCGAAAGAUAAGUUAUGGUCAUGUAACAAGUUGUUUCCUAUUCUGUUCUGUCUUUUUGUAUGAAAAUUUGUUGGUAUAGAAAAUAAACAACAUAUAAUGAUUAAAAAAAA